AUGAUCUUCAGCAGACAGAGGCGAGUCACAUAUUAUUGUUGUCUAGCUUCAAUCAGCAUUUUGGUUGUCUUGCAUGUUGUGUGUGACAUCAAUCUCACGUCAGUCUUAAUAGGGCAUGACAAGUGCUACCCGGAAGUGAAUGGGGGACGCCAUUUUGACCGGGGCUUCCUCGUGGCCGAACCGGGGACCUGUUUCGAGGAGGAGGAGGGGGCGACUGUACAUCCGAGACCCGUUUUCCUGCUGGUGUUAAUCGCUUCUGCGGUCGGUAACUUCGAGAGGCGUCAAGCGAUACGCGAAACAUGGGGAAGUCCUAAGCAGAUAAUGGGGAAGACUGUCGUCACGGUCUUUCUGCUAGGCGAGGACGACGUGGCGAGCGGGAGUUUUUCUCCCGAAACUCGGGAUCUACUUCAGAGUGAGGGCGCUACACAUCAUGACGUCAUACAGGCUGAUUUCUUAGACACUUACAACAACCUUACCGUCAAGACCAUUAUAGGAAUGAAGUGGAUUCACAUGUACUGCCCGCAUGCAUCGUACUUUAUGAAAACAGACGAUGAUAUGUACAUCAAUUACGCCAAUAUAAUCAAGACUCUCACUUCACCUUUGACCCCAACCAAAGCCUUUGCAAUGGGUCAUCUCUUCCCGAAAAGUUUAGUGAUUCGAAUUAUCUUCUUUAAAUUCUACAUGCCGAGAUGCAUGUACCCAGAGAUGUUCUACCCUCCGUAUUUUGCAGGGUCGGGCUACGUCAUGUCCGGAGAUUUGGCAGGAAAAAUAUACAAAACUGCCUCCAAAGUCAACUUUCUUUAUUUCGAGGACGUCUUUGUUGGUGUGUGCUUAAAGGCGCUAGGUGUGAAACCCGUUGGACAUGAGGGAUUCUAUUACACGCAUGUUGACUAUGAGUUUUGCAAGUAUAGAAAUGACGUCAUUACGUCUCAUGGUGUGGAAACGAAGGAAGUGUACAACAUAUGGCAGGAUAUACACCAUUCUAAUACUGUAUGUUGA
Molecule: messenger RNA, 999 nt
Organism: Asterias rubens (European starfish)
Lineage: Eukaryota; Metazoa; Echinodermata; Asteroidea; Forcipulatida; Asteriidae
Product: beta-1,3-galactosyltransferase 1-like
Exons: 1
Coding region: 1-999 (332 amino acids)
Cellular component (GO): membrane
Molecular function (GO): hexosyltransferase activity
Source: RefSeq, a predicted model, not a curated record